CACACACACUGUGUGUGUGAGUGAGAGAGAGAGAGAGAGAGACGGUGGUGAAAAUGUCCGGUCAGCGUGUGUGUGUGUCUGACUUUGAGGUUGAAGCCAGAAAAGUUCUUCCCAAAGCUGUGUAUGAUUAUUAUCGAUCUGGAGCCGAGGAGCAACACACACUGGCCGAGAACCAGGCAGCCUUCAACAGGUGGCAUCUGAUCCCUCGUGUGUUGAGAGAUGUGUCCACCGUGGACCUGUCUGUGUCCGUCCUGGGUCAGAGGGUCAGUAUGCCUGUCUGUGUCGCAGCCACAGCCAUGCAGAGGAUGGCUCACCCCGAGGGGGAGACGGCGACGGCCAGAGCAUGCAGAGCAGUGGGAACAGGGAUGAUGCUGAGCUCCUGGGCCACCUCCACUAUAGAGGAAGUGAUGUCAGCGAUGACAUCAUCAGCAGGCGAUGGAGGCGUGCUGUGGCUGCAGCUGUACAUCUAUAAGGACAGAGAGCUGACGCUGUCUCUGGUGAGACGCGCGGAGCAGGCGGGCUACGGGGGCGUCUUUGUCACCGUGGACACCCCCUACCUGGGCAGGAGGUGGGACGACAUGAGGAACCGCUUCAAACUGCCCUCCCACCUCAGCAUGUCCAACUUCACCUCGGCGUCCUUGGCCUUUUCCGAGGGCGACUACGGUAACGACAGCGGUCUGGCCGUCUACGUUGCCAAAGCCAUCGACCCCACCCUGUCCUGGGACGACAUCGGCUGGCUGAAGGAACACACACGUCUGCCUGUGAUUGUGAAAGGAAUUAUGAAUGGUGAGGACGCGGUGCAGGCCGUGAACCACGGUGUCAGCGGCAUCCUGGUGUCCAAUCACGGAGCUCGGCAGUUAGACGGCGUUCCCGCCACGCUGGAGGUGCUGGAGGAGGUGGUGCAGGCGGUGCAGGGACGCUGUGAUGUCUUCAUGGACGGAGGAGUGAGACGAGGGACAGAUGUCCUGAAGGCCUUAGCUCUGGGCGCCAAGGCUGUGUUCAUUGGUCGACCAGUGCUGUGGGGCCUGGCCUGUCAGGGAGAAAAGGGAGUGACUGAAGUUCUGGAACUUUUAAAAGAGGAGCUGCGACUCGCCAUGGCUCUGUCAGGCUGUCGCUCCGUGUCGGAGGUGAACAGAUCCCUGGUCAGACGAGCAGAGUUCACCUCCAGGAUUUAAAAGAACAAUCAGUUACAGGAACUCUGUGGUUCGUUCUGUCACUGCUGAGCCUUCGUGUCAUCAUCGUGUCAUUGCACCGCGUCAUAUCAAUGUAUUAACUCUGACCUUUGACCCUUUAUCUCUCUAAACUCUCUGGAAUAAAGUAUAAUUCCAACCAUA
This is a messenger RNA of Cynoglossus semilaevis (tongue sole), 1334 nucleotides long. It is a transcript of the gene hao1, whose product is annotated as hydroxyacid oxidase (glycolate oxidase) 1. NCBI's taxonomy places the organism in Eukaryota, Metazoa, Chordata, Actinopteri, Pleuronectiformes, Cynoglossidae. The transcript is spliced from 8 exons. The record is from RefSeq and is a predicted model, not a curated record. Gene Ontology annotation, molecular function: FMN binding; oxidoreductase activity. Bases 54 to 1175 code for a protein of 373 amino acids.